CCAUGCUCUCCCAUUCAAACCUCCAGGAGGGUCCAGGACUCCCUCAGAGAAACACACUGAUUCACACGCGCGCGCGCGCACGCACGCGCACACGGCUGUCAGGCGUGUCAGAGAAGCGCUCGAGCCUCUCAGCCGGGCUGCGGGCGCCGCCGGCUCCUCCUGACCGGAAAAUGAAGCGUCUCUGUCGGAGGCUGGCGGUGGCCGUGGCGGUGCUGGUGUGGCUGGGGGCGCUGGUUUACCUGCUGGUGCUGAGCCGGAGGAGGCUGCCUGAGCUCGGUACCGGAGCAGGAGCAGGGGGUGGAGGAGGAGGAGGAGGAGUAGCGGGAGGCGGAGAGACGGCGUACAACCAGAUCUCAGAUGCAGAGUGGGAGGACAUGUUGGAGGAUUUUGAUGAGAGAAGUUACCUGAACGCUCGGCGCUGGAAGCCCGGUGACGACCCGUACACCCUGUACGCCUUCAACCAGAGAGAGAGCGAACGCAUCCCCAGCAACCGUGCCCUGAGAGACACAAGACACUACAGGUGCACCACCCUUCACUACGACUCUGAUCUUCCUCCAACCUCCAUCAUCAUCACGUUCCACAAUGAGGCCAGAUCCACCCUGCUGCGCACCAUCAGGAGUGUUUUGAACAGAACUCCGGUUCAUCUCAUCCAUGAGAUUAUUCUGGUCGACGACUUCAGUGAUGACGAAAGUGACGGUCAGCUUCUCACCAAACUGCCUAAAGUCAAAUGUAUUCGCAACAACAAAAGAGAAGGUCUGAUCAGGUCCAGAGUGCGGGGGGCUGACGCCGCGAGGGCCGGGGUGCUUACCUUCCUGGACAGCCACUGUGAGGUCAACAAAGACUGGCUGCCCCCCUUGCUGCAGAGGAUCAAACAGGACCCAACCCGUGUGGUCAGCCCGGUCAUCGACAUCAUCAACAUGGACACUUUUGCCUACGUGGCGGCCUCCGCUGAUCUCCGUGGAGGUUUUGAUUGGAGUCUCCAUUUUAAGUGGGAGCAGCUGUCACCUGAACAGAGAGCUCGUCGGACCGACCCUACCCAGCCAAUCAAGACUCCCAUCAUCGCGGGAGGGCUCUUUGUCAUUGACAGGUCCUGGUUCAAUCACCUCGGCAAAUACGACACUGCCAUGGACAUCUGGGGCGGGGAGAACUUUGAGAUUUCGUUCCGGGUGUGGCAGUGUGGAGGCAGUCUGGAGAUCCUGCCCUGCAGCAGAGUGGGUCACGUCUUCAGGAAGAAACACCCGUACGUCUUCCCUGAGGGUAACGCCAACACAUACAUCAAGAACACACGGCGCACAGCUGAGGUGUGGAUGGACGACUUUCGUCUCUUUUACUACUCUGCUCGCCCUGCAGCACGAGGAAAAUCAUACGGAGAUAUACGAGGCAGAGUGGAACUCCGCAAGAAGCUCAAGUGCAAAUCCUUUAAGUGGUACUUGGACAACGUCUACCCAGAGCUCAAGGUCCCAGACGACUCUGACUCUCAGUCCGGGGUGAUCAGGCAGCGGCAAAACUGUCUGGAGUCUCGGAGGUUGGAAGGCCAGGAGCUGCCCGUCCUCACACUGGCUCCCUGUAUAGGAACAGAGGGGGUGCCCGCCAUCAACCAGGAGUGGGUGUACACUCACGGGCAGCAGAUCCGACAGCAGCAGCACUGUCUGUCUCUGUCCACCACCUUCCCUGCCUCCCAGGUCCUGCUGCUGCCCUGCAACAUGGCCGACGGCAAGCAGCGGUGGCAAAAGUCUGGGACUCACUUGGAGCACCUCGUCUCUCGCUUCUGCCUGGACUCGGAGAUGGCGCUGGACGGGAUGGACUCUUCUCGAAUGCUGGUCAUUAGCCCCUGUGAACUGAGCGCGUACACACAGAGAUGGGAAGUGCCCUUCUCCUGACCCCUGACCCCGUGACCUUUCACCUCCAAAAAGCCUGCCCUGUCACCCAUUCACAGCCUCAAAUACCUGGGCAGAGACAGCUGUAGACAGCAUGAGCACGUCAUUUGAAGGUGCUGCGUUGAGGGCAGCUGAAUGGAAAGCUUCAUCAUGAGAAGGAAUCAAGUGUGGAUCUGUCAGGUCUAAUGUCCUGAUUUAUUGAAGAUAAGUGCUGGAAGAGACAUGUCAGAAAUGUCAGGUCUGAGAUUACAAUGUGUAUGAUUGAGGCUGUUAAUAAGUUUUUGGAAGAGUCAAACCAAGUGCACCUUAAAACUCUGACCUGUCAAAGAUUCCAGUCGGACAGAAACUUUGCCUGAGGGAAAAAUAUCAAAGGAUGUGUCUUGUAAUCUUCUGCAAUUGCAGUGUCAAGAAUCUGAGAAUUAAAACCAAGCACAACUUCAGUUUCUAGUUCACUUGGUUAAAUAACUGUCAGUGUCUUUACUGUAGUAUAAGCAACCAGACUUUCAAGUGACAAAUCCAUUCUUAGUUGACCAGGAACUCAAAAAAAAAGCCUCGCGGAAACUGACUGAUUGGUUUUGGUCUUUUUUUGAAGUGAAUUGAAGCAUGAACAGAUUCUAUUAAGUCUGAUCUUGCUUUAAAUUUCAAAAUCCAUUACUUAAAACUUUACUUAAAAAUUAAGAGCACACAAUCUGAGUUUUUUUUUCAAUCCAGCUGACCAAACUCUCAACAAGCAGGAGCUGAAUAACUGCACUGAAGGGAAAAAAAUCUACUCACAUGUGGAAAAUGACAGCUACUGUAAUCGGCAAGUUUCAAAAUAACUUGGUAACACUGCUUUGUAAGACGGACCCCCAGAUUGCUUUGUACCAAGAGAGAGUAAAAGGAAAACAGAACCAAAAGAUCUAAAAUUGGCAAGUCUGGGUUUGUCUGGAUGGAGCCCUCACUCUUUUACUAUUUAGGAUAGCUUCUAUAAUGCUCUUAAAAUUAAACUGUUCUGUUGGCUGUAGGCUGUUUAAAUGACCACAAUUUCCCCAUAAAACCUUUGCCUAUCACAGCUUCCUUGGCCAUGUCAGCAGAACUGAUCGCAGAAGAAGAAUAGAGGUGAAGGAAAGACACAAAGGUGGGCAAAACCAUGUAGGGAAGAUGCAAGAGGGAACACAAAAGCUAGAUUUUAGAACAGGGUAGCAGGCACUGGCAGAGCUACUGGUGCAAAGACAGACGUCCAGAUAAACUCAAACACCAGAUAUGGACGACAUUUGAAACAGGAAUAAGCUGAAGCACAGACAGAAAAGGGCUACAGGUGUAUAUAGAGACAAACAGGCACAAUGAGAAGUAAUACAAAGAGAACAGCAUGUAUGCAGCACAUCUCGUUCUGUCUGCUAUUGUGGGCAUCGAUCAGCAGAUUUUCUGUGGCCUCAAGGAUGCGGCGGCUGCUGCUUUACAUUGCACGUCCCUUGUGAAGUGCUGCUGUGCAUGUGACAAUUUUGUUUGUUUGUUUUCUCUUUGUCUCCACACUUUAACUUUAUCAAACUGGGGGAAAAGCUUUACUCACAAUGUUCUUUCAGUUGCCCUAAAUGCCCUUAUGACGCUUGUUAGCAUCAUUUAUGUUUCUUGUGUAAGUUUGAAAGGAUUUACAGAAGUGAUUAUACUGCUUGGGGGUUUAUUCUCAGUUAAAAGCAGCCAAACCUUUUGGUGUCUCACAUAGCUGAGAUUGUUUUUAUUUCUGAGCACACUGAGAGGACAUGAAUGGGGAUGUUUUUUAACAGACAAACUGCAGCUGCUGUGGAGAUCUAACCCGUGACCCUCCAGUCAUUUGAGAUGUCUUCUUUGGUUUCCAGCCGAGUCAAAACACAACUCAAAUUAACUAUAGACCUACAACUGUUCAAGUAAUCUUCUCUAAACCUCGCUCACAAGCAUUUUGCAAGAAUAGUGGGUCUUUUUUUCAAGUGUUUCCAAUUCUGGGAACAUAUUCUCUACAGACUGUGUCCCUCUUCCCUGUGUUUGACAUCAUCAACUGCAUCAUUUUGAUAUCCUGUCUGACUCCUGAAUAAAGGUUUUAUAAUGGCUGUUAACAUUUUAUUGAUAUGGCUGUGAUGUUUGCAGGUGCAGUAUGGCAAACUGAAACUGACACACAACAUUUGAAAUCAAUAAACUAAAAGUCGAAAUAUA
Micropterus dolomieu (smallmouth bass) is the source of this 4043-nucleotide messenger RNA. It is a transcript of the gene galnt14, whose product is annotated as UDP-N-acetyl-alpha-D-galactosamine:polypeptide N-acetylgalactosaminyltransferase 14 (GalNAc-T14). The coding region runs from base 3 to 1880 and encodes 625 amino acids. The record is from RefSeq and is a predicted model, not a curated record. NCBI's taxonomy places the organism in Eukaryota, Metazoa, Chordata, Actinopteri, Centrarchiformes, Centrarchidae. Gene Ontology annotation, cellular component: Golgi apparatus. The transcript has 16 exons.